This is a messenger RNA of Athalia rosae (coleseed sawfly), 1368 nucleotides long. RefSeq lists its product as uncharacterized. The record is from RefSeq and is a predicted model, not a curated record. The transcript has 2 exons. Lineage: Eukaryota; Metazoa; Arthropoda; Insecta; Hymenoptera; Athaliidae. The coding region runs from base 147 to 1340 and encodes 397 amino acids.
CCUUGAGAAAAUAAUUGCGAUGACGGCCAAUUUUUUUUACAAAAAAUAUACACCUAAUUUUUCAAAGGUUUUUUCGGCUCUAAUUGUGAAUACUAAAUGAUAAAAAAUCAUUUGCAAGGCCGCUGUUAUUAGUAAAACAAUUUUAAAUGGAUAACGAACUUCCGUCAUCACUGGGCAGUACAACGGAUACUAGCUCAGAUGAAUCUUUCCACGAAGAUUUAAAUCAAAAUUCCGAAACAUGUGUCGCGAGAGUCAAUGAAUCAGCAUCAACGGGCGAGUGUUGCAACGAUUCAGAAACUCCGAAGGAACUGGAUAUUAACUUCCCAAAUUUUCCGGGAUUACAGAGCGAUCUGCAAAAUGAGGAAGAAAAAUACGAAAAAUUAUCCGAGGUGAUCGAAGAACCUGAAGAUUUUACAGAUUUGGCUACUAAUGCGUCAAUUGUCGAGGCAACUCCUCGCUCUAUGAAAACAUCCGAGAAAAGUAGAUUUCUACAAGAACGGAUAUCCGCACUCAACGAAGUUAUCAUCUCAUUACGAGAAGAAUUGGAUAAAGAGGUUUCUCUCUUGCGCAAGGAACGCGACGAAUUCCAAACUCUCCAAGAAAAAAAAGAUCUCUUCGCUCUGGAGGAGGCAACCGCAGCAGCGCGUGCGGCUGCUGAGGCUUACGCAGCUGAAUCUCCUCUCUCCGAACGCAUAGAUGGCCUAACAUUUAGCUGCUUCAAUUUUCCUGGUGAAAUUCUUGACGUUAAUCCGGAACAAGCUCUGAGCGAAUUGACGAUAUUAGAGUAUGAAAAGAGGCUCGCCAAGUACCAGGAUGCUCUAGCUUUAGCGCAAGCCGAGAAAAGGUUCAACAUGCGUCGACAACUUGCGGUGAAUACGUAUCACCAGAAGCUGAUGGAGGUCGAACGAUUGUGUGACGAAGAAUUGGAGAAGAUUAAGCAAAAUGCAAACUUUCUACAGCCUCUGAAGCAAAUAGCGUCGCAGUGGUACAAUGAUGACCGAUGCGGAGGUGACGCUGAUAAAUCAGAUGUUAGUCCAAGAAACGUCCCCUAUAAAUCAUCGAUCUUAUCUGAAAAAGCAUCGUACACGACAUCAAUGUUCAGAGGUCCAUCGUUGAGUAUGUGCAAAGUUGACGCCGAGGUGAAUAUGACGCCCGAAAUGUUUGGGGCGAAAUUUAAGGUUGAGGACACCGACUGUUUAAUGUAUAGUAAACCCGGUACCACCAAUUGGAUGAACAAUGAUUUUGAUCAGAAAAUUCCGGAUGCGGGAUCGUCUAAUCCUCUCUCAGUCAAAUGGGACUCUUCGAAUUUUACUUUGUCAACGACGCAAGGGAAUCCUUAAGACUACUUCUAAGUUCGCUUAUGUAAUU